This is a messenger RNA of Arachis duranensis, 1146 nucleotides long. RefSeq lists its product as uncharacterized. The record is from RefSeq and is a predicted model, not a curated record. The transcript is spliced from 3 exons. Gene Ontology annotation, molecular function: zinc ion binding. NCBI's taxonomy places the organism in Eukaryota, Viridiplantae, Streptophyta, Magnoliopsida, Fabales, Fabaceae. The coding region runs from base 1 to 1146 and encodes 381 amino acids.
AUGCCCGGGACAGUUACUGUGUUGCAGACGUCUCUUGUUCGAGUUGUGGACCAGAUUGAUGAGUCAACAGUGUACUUUCAUCGUCUGUUCUGGACAUUUCCACCUUGCGUUGAGGCCUUCCAGCAUUGCAAGCCGCUUGUGAGUAUUGAUGGUACCAACUUGUACGGCAAAUAUGGAGGCAACUUACUGUUGGCGAUUGCACAGGAUGGGAACUCAAACAUCCUCCCGAUAGCAUUCGCCCUUGUGGAGGGGGAAAAUGCCGAGUCAUGGCAUAACAGCAUUAAGUCUGUACUUGAAAAUCCCGUGAAUGGUUGGCUGCCACCACAUGCUUAUCGGGCGUAUUGUAUCCGUCAUGUGGCAGCAAAUUUCAGCCUUUCUUUUAAAGGUAAAGAUGCCAGAAGGAUGCUGGUUAAUGCGGCGUACGCAAAAACUGAGGCGGAGUUCUAUUACUGGUUUGACAUCAUGCGUACAGAGAAUCCGGCCAUGUGUGACUGGGCGAACCGGAUGGAGUAUGAGAAGUGGACGCAACACCAGGAUAGAGGUAGACGGUUCGGUCACAUGACGACAAACAUCAGUGAAUGUGUGAACUCCGUCUUAAAAGGAACUCGCAACCUCCCGGUCACUUCGUUGGCUAUUGAAAGGAACAUAAGAGAGUCAAGGUGCCUCACCGUCACCUUGUACGACAGGCACCAGCCGGAGUACACGGUUGCUGAGACAACACCGACUGGAAACUUCUCGUUAGGUAGCUAUAGAGUCUCGCUGAAGGAUCACACAUGUGAAUGUGGAUACUUUCAGGCACUCCAUUAUCUAUGUUGUCACGCGAUUGCUUGUUGCGCCCACUCGCGGCUUAAUUGGGCAGCAUAUGUGCACGAGGUGUAUCGUAUGAGUGAGGUGUUCAAAGUUUACAGUCACGGGUUUGUUCCGCCCAUCCCAGAAGGCCUAUGGCCCCCAUAUGCCGGGCCAACUGUCAUCCCUGAUCCUAACAUGAGGCAAGCGAGGGAAGGUCGUCCGAAGGCAACUAGGGUCCGCGGUGCCAUGGAUCGAUCUGCUGAGAACCAGCCCAAGCGCUGUGGCCUCUGUCGACAACCUGGUCAUACGCGGAGGAACUGUGGCCAGCGAAGAGAUAUUGCUGACGGGAAUACUUAG